Messenger RNA from Peronospora belbahrii, 303 nucleotides. NCBI's taxonomy places the organism in Eukaryota, Oomycota, Peronosporomycetes, Peronosporales, Peronosporaceae. The record is from the annotation of a GenBank genome assembly.
AUGGGCGUGACAAAGGAAAUUCUCGUGCCAGGUGCUGGACCAAGGCCGACCAAGGGCGCAGCCGUCACGGUUCAUUGUACGGGAUAUGGAAAAGAUCGUGAUCUGAAUCAAAAGUUUUGGAGUACUAAGGAUCCUGGUCAAACGCCCUUUACGUUUAGUGUUGGACUCCAACAAGUGAUUAAAGGAUGGGAUGAAGGUGUAUUGGGCAUGAAACUUGGAGAGACAGCUCGACUUACGUGCACACCUGACUAUGCGUAUGGCGCUAGUGGGUUUCCAACGUGGGGAUAUCCUUUUCUACUCUAG